Molecule: messenger RNA, 4315 nt
Organism: Ictalurus furcatus (blue catfish)
Lineage: Eukaryota; Metazoa; Chordata; Actinopteri; Siluriformes; Ictaluridae
Gene: sfi1
Product: SFI1 centrin binding protein
Exons: 32
Coding region: 269-3979 (1236 amino acids)
Molecular function (GO): phosphatase binding
Source: RefSeq, a predicted model, not a curated record
AGGCGGAUGUUAACGCAGGGACGCGGCAGUUACGGUUUGUUGUAGAAAUGGAUUUGCGUGAUGGAUAUCAAGACAAAUCCGCCUAAGUGUCACUAAAUUAUUCCUAAUACCACAAGUUUGGUUUACUGCAUAAUUCAGUUUGAGAAAGAAGAAAAUACAACACACGUUAGCUCUCGCUGCCUGUCUGAAGAGGUUGUCUAGGUAGCGACUUGGCUAACAGUCAGGAACAAAGUGGUAAACAUUGAAGAAACGGUUAAAGUCAAAGACUAUGCACAAAACAAAAAGACAAUGUGGAAAACAGGGCGUGUCUGCAAAGGGCUUGAUGAGGAAUACACCAGUCCGUAAGGUCACCUACAGAGUGGGAUACACGUGGAACAGAGGUGGACGACUCAAAGAGCUCAGGAUACGGCAUCUUGCGCGGAAGUUCCUUCACCUCUGGAUUCAGAAAACUUUUGGACGAAUCAUUCCAUCACAUGCCAGGUCUCACCACAAUAAGGUGGUCCUGAGGAAGGUUCUGAGGGCCUGGAAAGACGAGUGGUGGCAUGCCAGAAGAGAGUGGACGCUGACCAUUAGAGCAGAUUGUCACUAUAAGUAUGUCCUGUACAGUAAAGUCUACCAAGCCUGGCAUGAGUAUUUGUCUAUUCAGAGAGAAGAGAAAAAAAAGCUGCACAUCGCAUUCAUCUUUGCGAAGCAGCAUCGGAUGCGUGUCGUGUGGGAUGGCUGGGAGCUGUAUGUGGAAAUGAGACGCUUAAAGCAUAGGAUGUAUGACACAGCCCUAAAACACCACAGACAUACUGCUAUUGGGUGGGUGUGGACUGUGUGGCAAACUGCACUACAACGACGCAGAACAGAGCAUCUUCAUGCAGAAAUGGCUGUACAGCAGUGGACUAUGUCUGUACAGAGCAGAGCAUGGCUGCAAUGGGAAAAGAAAUAUGCGCAGACCUGUAUCUUGAGAGAGAAAGAAGCCAGAGGACAUCUUCAUUACUGCCAGAAAAUUCAGAAACGUGUACUACGAUGCUGGAUUACACACACUCAACACAAGAAAGUUCAAAAUGAGGCAAAAGCUGUGGCUAGCAGUGUAUGGUGCUGCUCUGUGUUGAGGAGGUACUGGUGUGCGUGGCACAGAGCUUUGAAGAACAGACAGAUUGCAGACAAUCUAGCACUGCAUGCCACUCAACGACGGGCAUUUUCACAUUGGAGAGACUAUGUGCACAUGUGCUCUGUAAAGGCCAAGAAUGAACAGACUGCCAUUCAACAUCGACACCUUCAGCUGCUGCGUAUAGGGUUUAAAGGCUUGGCCCUAAAUGCCACUCGCUGUAAAACUCGUCAGUUGAACAAGAACAUUAGUGCAAAGCAUCUUCGGCACACAACGGUGGUGAAAUAUUGGAAACGUUGGCAGCUGCGCUUGGUGCAGAUUGAGGAAAGGAGUAUUCAGCCCCAAAUCACUGUAGCAGUGAACUAUCACAGAAUUGCCGUGCUGAGAGUCUAUCUUCAGAGAUGGAGGGAGCGCUGCAAAGAGCACAGACGCACGCAGGAUUUAGAGUUGCGAGCUGACUCUUGGUUUGCAAACCGGAUCCUUCCAAAAUAUGUGAAAUCCUGGACAGAGUUUACAAUACGAAGAACAGAGCACAGGGAAAGGAGAGAAAUAGCUGAACAGUAUCAUCAACAGCAGAUGUACAGCUGGGGUUUUUAUACCUGGUGGGAACGUCGCGUUCGUCAGCGAGACCAGAGGCUAGCGGAGAGAAUGGCUGUGUUGCAUUCAGAGCGAGUGUGUGUGUCCCAUGCCUGGUCUACGUGGCUAUGCAGGAUGUUUCAGCAGAGAGAGGACAGGCUCAAACAAACAAAAGCUGCGACGCUUUACCGUCACACUCUUCUGCACAAAACUCUGAAGCAGUGGAGACACAAUGUCAGCGACAUCCAGUGGAGUCAGAGGCGUUUUGAGCAGGCAGUGGUCCAUGACAGUCAUCAGUGCAUGAGGCGAGCUCUGAUUGGCUGGCAUGAGUAUGUAGAGUGCAGAAGAGAGAAGAACAGGCGAUUGGUGCAAAUCGAUGAGUACUAUGAAGGAAGACUACUCAAGCACAUGUUCGAUGCAUGGAAGAAACACCAUGCACAGACCCAGCAGAUCAACCUAAGUGUAGAAAAACAUUACCAACAACAUCAGAAACAUCUGCUCAGGAGGAUGCUGUGUUUGUGGAGAAGGAAUGUAUGUCUGUCAGUGGAGGAAAGAGAGAAAGAGACACAGGCAAAGUGUCAUUAUCAACACAGCUUACUGUCAAAGGUGUUGCUAGCAUGGCAUCAGAGAUCAGCAUUCAAAGCUGUUCAUCAUCACCAGCAGGAGGAAGCACUGAGCGAAGCUCAACUUCACCUGGACAGAGUUCGGAUGCAGGAAGUUCUUAGGAGGUGGCGAGAGAAACUGAGUGAGGUGAGAGAAGAGAGGCUGUCUGUGGAGAAAGCCUGCAGAUAUCACCGCCAUAUCUUGCUCAAAAAAAGUCUCAGAGCCUGGAUCUUAAAUAAUCACCAGCACAAACACUAUCAGGUCAUGAAAAACAGAAGCAAUGAUCUACACAGAUUAAGAGUGUGUCAGCGUUUUUUUAUCCUUUGGAAAGCACAGCUACAGAGCAGAAGAAGAGAGGCAGAACUAACAGAGAUGGCCCUUUGGCACUGGUCCCUGAACCUGCAGGCCAAGGUGCUCUUUGUGUGGAGACACUGGGUUGCUGAGUGUCAAAGAAAACAGAAGCGUCUUGCAGCGGCAGCUCAAUUCUACAGAGAUGACCUUCUACGAGAAGGCGUCACCCACAUCCUUACAUACACGACACACAUGAGUGCGUUCUCUACGAACAUGGCUCUCCACAGCCAUGAACAGAGUUCACGGCAGCUGCAGGCAGUAGUAAGGCGAUGCGCCUUGCGAUGGAAGCAGCGGGCAUUGUGCAAGCCUUCCAGAGUCGGAGAGACAAAUAAAAAUGACAGGCCCUCUAAAACAAAAAAGAGUGUAACCUUCUCCCUGCCGGAAGGCCACACCCACAGACACACCUACCAACCAAUCAGGAGCCCAGCCACAGAGCAGAGGGCAGGAGAUUCCACUGUAAACAAACUGCUGCUGGUUCGAGCAUCUAGGCUGCAACCACGAAGGCCUGAUGACUUAUUACACUCCCCAGUGAAAGAACUGCUGCAGCACCCAAAGCCUAGCAGACACAGUCACACAGACAAGAAUCACAAAGCAACACACCCUAGAAGUGCUCAGCCGCAGCAUGCAGGUCCAACUGAUACUGGAUCCACAUCACCUUUAGCAUCCGUUCCAGUGGCUUGUCCACCCCACUUUGUUUCACUUCCAUUCACGCAGCCUCAGCCCCCUGGAUUGUCUCUCUCCUCUUCACUGCAGCCUCCUGUUCUGAACAUAAAGCCUCCAAUCCCAAUCUUCAGGUCUGGUUCUACAGGAAACUCCACCAUACAGAUUAGUGCUGAGAGCCAGGAGGUGCUGCUGCCUCCUUCUUCAUUUACUGCAGCUAAAUCACUGUGCAAGACAAAUUCCAGACACAAGGAUCCCUCACUCCUCUCCCCUCAAGAUUUCAUCCACCCUAACCUGCGUGGUCAAACAGCGGUGUGUGGAAGUGUUUUUGUGGAUGUGGGAGAUGAUGACAAUGAAGAGGCCAUGCUCCUGCAGACAAGCAGUGAUCCUACUGAAGCUCUGAACAGGGAACUACUUGAUAUCAGACUCGACCUGCAGAGAUAUCAGCAAGACAAAACUCAGCUGCAGACAUGGCGCAAACUACAAAGAGUGAUGAGAAAUUGGCUCCAGACAACAGGCAGUGAUGCAGAUACUGAAGAAAGAGAGAGCAUUAUACAAGAAUUAAAUGAGCUAGAGAUCCGUAUUUCUGCUCUGUCUAAGAAAAUGACUGAAAGGAAGCCCAUCGUGAUCUGCCAUGCUGCAAGAAUCAGCAGUGUAGAAAGCCAGCUGCUGAGAGCCAACAUUAAAAUAUAGAUAUCAUGCAUUCUGCUAUCUGUGUUCUUCACCCCGUCUAGCUUACGACUACAUGGGUCAGGUAAAGGUGAGGAAUUAGGAAUUUCUUGAAGCCUGUAGAUAUGUCAUGUCAAAUUACGUUCUUGUUAUCUGAAAAAUUUAAACUGUCAGGAAACGCAAUGAUGUAUUUUGCAAAAAAUGUAGGCCAAGCGUAGAAAUAGGAGCAACCUAUUGUAAGUAAGCAAGUAUUGUACAUUUUUCAUGUUUAACAUUUAUUUAUUUAUUUGUAACAAAGACAUUUAAAAAAUAUUUGUAGAUCUUUGAAUGUAGUUUUAUGUAAAUAAAUAGUUCUUUUCA